Messenger RNA from Nerophis ophidion (straightnose pipefish), 9344 nucleotides. Its product is annotated as cadherin-4-like. Gene Ontology annotation, biological process: adherens junction organization; homophilic cell-cell adhesion; multicellular organism development. Gene Ontology annotation, molecular function: calcium ion binding; cadherin binding. The coding region runs from base 5 to 2896 and encodes 963 amino acids. Gene Ontology annotation, cellular component: catenin complex; adherens junction; plasma membrane. NCBI's taxonomy places the organism in Eukaryota, Metazoa, Chordata, Actinopteri, Syngnathiformes, Syngnathidae. The transcript is spliced from 18 exons. The record is from RefSeq and is a predicted model, not a curated record.
UCAUAUGUCAUCCACCAAACAUACCAAACUUCCACGCAUCUGCCGCAGGCUGCUGUGGCUGCCGCUCCUGUAUCAGCCCGCCGCCGCGAUGAGGACCGACCUGGCUCUGGUCCUGACAGCAGCCCUUCUUCUUGACACACUGCGGGGGAAUAAUGGUGAGCGUCUUUCCAAAGGUCCCUGUCGACCUGGCUUCUCCCAAAGCUUCUACCCUGUCUUGAUUCCAAGGAAUGUACUGCCAGGCCAAGAUGUGCUUAAAGGAGCAAGUGUGUCAUCGCAGACAGUAAAGUUUGAUGACUGCGUGGGGAACAAAGCAGUGGUUUUCGAGAGCAGCGAUCCCAACUUCGGUGUGCGGACCGAUGGUUCCAUAUUUGCCCGAGGAGCAGGAGGAGCAUCCUUGAAUGAGCCGGUCCAGUUUAAACUGACAGCAAGUGGUCCUUACUCUCAAGUCUGGAAGACUGUGAUCCAGCUGGCACUGAUAGACCCCCCUUCCCAUCAACAAAAUGAGAAUGAGGUCACAACCGAAGAGGAGAAGGUUGCUGGGAGGACAGAGAAGAAGGAAACAUACCAAGCUUCGCCUCCUAUCAUCAUGUUUUCAGGGGGCAACCGGAAUAGCUCCAAGGGUCUACGAAGGCAAAAGAGGGACUGGGUGAUACCACCGAUCAAUGUUGCUGAAAAUUCUCGAGGACCGUUCCCUCAGAUGCUUGUCAGCAUUCGCUCAGACCAAGAUCAGGACAUCUCCAUCCGAUACAGCAUCACUGGGGUCGGAGCAGAUCAACCACCCAAUGAGGUCUUCAACAUUGACCCGGUGCUUGGAAAGAUGUUCGUUACCAAACCUCUGGACCGAGAACAUCGCUCAUCUUAUCAUCUCCGAGCACAUGCUGUGGACAUGAAUGGGAAUAAAGUGGAGAACCCCAUUGAUCUGUAUAUCUUUGUUAUCGACAUGAACGACAACAGGCCAGAGUUCAAGAACCAGGUGUACAAUGGAUCGGUGGAUGAAGGCUCUAGACCAGGUACCUACGUAAUGCAUCUUUCUGCCUUCGAUGCUGACGACAACACGACGGCAAACGGAAUGGUGCGCUAUCGAAUCCUGUCCCAGAUGCCACACAGCCCCAUCCCGAACAUGUUCACUAUCAAUAGUGAGACUGGGGAUAUUGUGACAGUUGCGCCUGGUCUCGAUCGAGAGAAAGUGUCCCAGUAUACUAUAAUUGUCCAAGCCACUGACAUGGAGGGCAACCUGAAUUUUGGCCUGUCCAACACGGCGACCGCCAUUAUCGCCAUCACGGACAUCAACGACAACCCCCCCAUGCUGACCUCCAGAACGUUUUCCGGUGAGGUUCCUGAGAAUCGUGUGGAUGUUGUGGUGGCUAAUCUGACGGUGAUAGAUGCCGACCAACCGCAUUCUCCGAACUGGAACGCCAUUUACAGGAUCAUCAGUGGCGAUCCUUCUGGCCGCUUCAACAUUUGCACAGACCCCGUGACCAAUGACGGCAUGGUGACUGUGGUAAAGCCGGUCGAUUUUGAGAUGAACCGAGCCUUCAUGCUUACAGUGGUGGUGUCUAACCAGGCCCAUCUGGCUAGUGGAAUUCAGUCCUCCCUCCAAUCUACGGCAGGGGUAACCAUAUCUGUUCAGGACGUCAAUGAACCCCCUUAUUUCCCCACAAAUCCAAAACACAUCCGAUUUGAGGAGGGUGUUCCUGCCGGCACGAGUCUGACGACCUUCUCAGCCUCGGAUCCCGACCGACUACAAAUGCAGCAGACAAUCAGGUACUCCAAGCUGAAUGACCCGGCGGACUGGUUAUCCAUCAACAGAACUAACGGUCAGAUAGUUACCACAGCUACUCUGGACAGAGAGUCUGUCUAUGUCAAAAACAACAUAUAUGAAGCCACAUUCCUGGCAACAGAUAAUGGCUCUCCUGCAGCCAGCGGCACCGGCACGCUGCAGAUAUACCUGAUAGAUAUUAACGACAACCCCCCAGCACUUAUACCCAGGGAGUCUCAGAUCUGUGAGCAGAUGAACAAGAAUGCCAACGGUGUCAAUAUCACUGCUGCUGACGCCGACACUGACUCUAACGCUGGGCCUUUUAUCUUCGAGCUGCCCAUGUAUCCUUCCAGCAUCAGACGCAACUGGACAAUUACGCGGAUAAGUGGAAACUACGGCCGCCUAAGUCUGAGAUACCAAGUCUAUUUGGAGCCGGGCAUGUACGAGGUCCCAAUAAGUGUUUCUGACUCGGGAAACCCACCCUUGUCCAACAGGUCGGUCAUCAAAGUGAAAGUGUGUCCAUGUGAUCAAAACGGAGAUUGCACUACAGCGGGUGCUGUGGCAGCCGCCGGCUUGGGAACCGGAGCCAUCUUCUCUAUUCUGAUCUGCAUCAUCAUUCUGCUCAGCAUGGUGCUGCUGUUUGUGGUGUGGAUCAAGCGCAGGGAGAAGGAGAGACACAUUAAACAGCUGCUCAUUGACCCGGAGGAUGAUGUCAGAGACAACAUCCUGAAAUACGAUGAAGAGGGAGGGGGAGAAGAGGACCAGGACUACGACCUGAGUCAGCUGCAGCAGCCUGACUCGUUGGAGCACAUCAUCAGCAAGCCUCCAGGUGUCCGCAGGGUGGAUGAGCGGCCCAUCAUCCCUGAAUCCCAGUACCCAAUCCGACCAGUCGUGCCCCACCCCGGAGACAUCGGGGACUUUAUCCAUGAGGGUCUCCGAGCAGCUGACAAUGACCCCACGGCACCACCGUACGACUCGCUGCUGGUGUUUGACUAUGAGGGCGGCGGCUCCACUUCUGGUUCUGUCAGUUCUCUCAACUCUUCCAGCACCGGAGAGCAGGACUACGACUACCUCAACGACUGGGGACCCCGCUUCAAGAAGCUGGCCGACAUGUACGGCGGGGGGGAGGAGGAUUAAAUCCCACACGCUCAACGCACUCGUCUUAUCAGCUGGCUUGCUGUGUCCCGCCAACACCAGGGGUUGCAACAAGUUCACACCGACUGACCAACAUUCGAACUACCUGCUCCAGAGGUCGGCCACCGUCUGACUGACACAGACGCUCUGAGUUAUCACGAUUUUGUAUUUUUUUCAAACUUUCAUGUGAAGUUUUAAGCCAGGCUUUAGUCGCUUCUGUCUGAUUCUCUUUUUCUUGUGACUUCUUUUUUUUUCUCCGUUCUCUUCACUCCACAACAAGAGUCGUUCCUUACUCCUCCAGGUGUUCACUUCCCUCUAGCUGUCAGCCCCUGUCUGCCUCUCUGCAGAAGCUUUUUGGUUUCAGCCUCUUUGUCUAGGGGGUAGCAAAUAGGAACAAGAACCCAGAUAUGAAAGUCCCUCCUGUGUGAGGCCUCUGGUUUAUUCUCUUUUGAACUUGGAUCACUUAGAAUAGAAGCACUGUUGUUUAAAAAAAAAAAAAAAAAAGAAGAGAAAAAAAAGUGCCUUCAGUGGUGCAUAUUUUAACCGACUCCCUCUAACUCAGGAUAAGUUGCCAUUUUCUGGGCGUCUGCGCCUUCAUUUACCCCUGACCCUUUAACUCAGACCUUUCCAUCGUGCUGCAGGGCUGUGCUUUGGCUGCGGUGGUGCCAGUCUCAGCUACGAGCAGCGAAGGCGGGUGUUAUGUAGACAUACCGGACAAAUCAGUACAAGUUGAUGGCAGCCAAGUUGAACAUGAUUGCAUAAAUCACACAAAAAACGAGAUGGGACUGUUGUGGAGUAGUGUCUUUGUUUCUCGUGGCUUCUUUAGCAGCUGUGUUUGUUUUGAACUCAUUAAUCACACCUUAACACAUGACAGUCAAGGUUUUCCUGUUUAUCCACACACCCAAAGGGACGUAUGCAUUUUGCAAGUUUACUACAAAAGGGAAGGGAUUCAUAUGGACCCCAUUCCUGGGUGGAUCUCGCCUGAGAGGGAGAGGGGUAGUUGAUCAUUUUGCUAUGCAGUUUGCUGAAAAUGAUGGAAAGCGCCACCCUACGUAGCAACUGAUGCUGUGGUCAAAGUUCAAAUUGCCACAGAACACAUAUUAAGACACUUAACACUACUGCCGUCUGGCAGCUGAAGUGAAUAUCAUCAUCAUCAUUCUUUAUUGCAGACCUUAAAGGCCUACUGAAACCCACUACUACCGACCACGCAGUCUGAUAGUUUAUAUAUCAAUGAGGAAAUAUUAACAUUGCAACACAUGCCAAUACGGCAUUUUUAGUUUACUAAAUUGCAAUUUUAAAUUUCCCGGGAGUUUCUUCUUGAAAACGUCGCGUAAUGAUGACGUGUGCGCGUGACGUCAUGGACUGUUAGGAAAUAUGAGCGCUGCGCACACACACAGCUAAAAGUUGUCUGCUUUAAGCGCAUAAUUACACAGUAUUCUGGACAUCUGUGUUGCUGAAUCUUUUGCAAUUUGUUCAAUUAAUAUUGGAGAAGUCAAAGUAGAAAGAUGGAGUUGGGAAGCUUUAGCCUUUAGCCACACAAACACACGAUGAUUCCUUGUUUAAAAUUCCCGGAGGUGAAACUUUACUAUGGAUCAGAGCGGUCAAGCGAACAUGGAUCCUGACCGAAUGUCAACCAGCAGGUUUCGGUGAGAAGAUUGUGGUAAAAAGUCGCCUCUUACUGGAGAUCAGCUGAGCUUGCGCCAUCCAUAAAGCUGCCGUCAAUUUCCUGAGACACUGGCCUCAAGACACCCAUGGACACACCCCUCUGACUAUCAGGUACUAUUAAACUCACUAAAACACUAGCAACACAAUAGAACGAUAAGGGAUUUCCCAAAAUUAUCCUAGUAGAUGUGUCUAAAAACAUCUGAAUCCGUCUCAAUGCAAUUGCGUUUUUUUCUUUUUUAAAUUCUUUUUUUUUUUUUUUCUAGUCCGUCACUAUCAAUAUCCUCAAACGCAAAUCUUUCAUCCUUGCUCAAAUUAAUGGGCAAAUUGUCGUUUUCUCGGUCCGAAUAGCUCUUUUUGUUGGAGGCUCCCAUUAAAAACAAUGUGAGGAUGUGAGGAGCUAUCAACGGGUGACGUCAUCAUCUUUGACUUUCGGUAAAGGCAGGGCUUUUCUCCAGUUGCGAACUUUAUUGUGGAUGUUCUCUACUAAAUCCUUUCAGCAAAAAUAUGGCAAUAUCGCGAAAUGAUCAAGUAUGACACAUAGAAUGGACCUGCUAUCCCCGUUUAAAUAAGAAAAUCUCAUUUCAGUAGGCCUUUAAGAUCCAUUAAAGAUACAAAAUAUUAAAAAAAAAAAAAAAAAAACACUAAAAAACAUUUUGUUUAGAAACAUUAAAAAAACAUAAAGUCCAAAUGUCAGUUUCUAACAUACAAACAUGUGUGCCAAUGGUUCCCAAUCCAGAUGAGUACCUAACAGAACUGGGUUUGUUAACACAGUGAAUAUGUCAUUUUCACAGUCAGAUGCCCUACACUAAACUUAUAAUAAUAAUGGAUUAGAUUUAUAUCGCGCUUUUCUAUUGUUAGAUACUCAAAGCGCUCACAGAGAAGUGGGAACCCAUCAUUCAUUCACACCUGGUGGUGGUAAGCUACAUCUGUAGCCACAGCUGCCCUGGGUUGGACUGAUGGAAGCGUGGCUGCCGGUUUGCGCCUACGGCCCCUCCGACCACCACCAAUUAUUCAUUCAUCAUUCAUUCACUGGUGUGAGCGGCACCGUGGGCAAAGGGUGAAGUGUCCUGCCCAAGGACACAACGGCAGCGACUUUGAUGUCCAUAGGUGGGAAGCGAACCUGCAACCCUCAGGUUUCUGGCACGGCCGCUCUACCCACUACGCCAUGCCAUAGUUGCGUAGCAAAGCUGAGAAAGUAGGCCCCCCAACACUAACAAACAUCUGGCUUGCACUGGCAUCUUCUUGGAAUUCCCAGGAGAAGCCUCAUACAAUCAUUAUAACCAACCUGCAGCUUAUAGUGCACCCCCCUCCCCAAUUCAUCACGUUUCAUGUGUCAGGUAAACCGAGACAAAUGUGGCUGUAUGAAUUCCCUUCUUACUGUCGGACAAAAAAAUACAACAUUGCAAAUACAAAGUAAACAAUGAAGUCAGCUUGAAGGAUUGUUAUCCCCGAUCAAUCCCUUGCUCUUUUAUGUCACUAUAUUGUUUUUAGUUAUGUUAGAUUCAGUAAUACUUCACGACAAUGUUUAAAUGUAGGAAUGUUGGUGCUCACAACGAUUGAGGGAUUUGAGCCUCAGCCAGGGAUUUCUCGGCUCCUCAAUCUGUCUCUCUUCAGGCUGCACUUAAACAUUUAUCUGAAAUGUUCCCCCUGAAAAUUAUGCCUGCAAGUUCAAAAGUUUCCGUGAAGAAGUGAGAGCAAACAAAAGUUUGCCAUGGAGUUGUGAACACUAUAUCAAAGUCCACUGGUCCAAAAUGGAGACUUGACAGAUUUUCUAAAAGAAAAUUUUUUUUAAAGACUGAAUGAAACGGCAAAACUGCUUAUGGGCUUGUGUACCGUAUAUUUCGGACCAUAAGGCGCACCCAAUUAUAAGGUGCAUUAAAGAGGACAUAAUAUGAUUUUUUUUCCAUAUUUAAAACACUAUCCUGUGGUCUACAUAACAUGUAAUGGUGGUUAUUUGGUGAAAAUGUUGCAUAGAUUAUGUUUUACAGACCAUCUUUAAGUUAUUGACCUUCGGUUCAGGAUGCGCCGUUUUGUGGGCGGUCUUAUUCACGUGGCUCACCUUUAACAGCGCCUUCUCCCCGUCAUCUUUGUUGUAGCGGUGUAGCGUGCAAGGAUGGGACUGGAAGAAGUGUCAAAAGAUGGAGCUAACUGUUUUAAUGACAUUCAGACUUUACUUAAAUCAAUAAUGGAGCAACAUUUCCUCAUUCGUGGCUCACUGGUGAAACAACGCCGGAAAUGUGUCCCGUAAAAAAACGGCCCACCGGAACGCUCUAAUAACGAAAGUUCCCCAGGUGAAUUAUUUAAACCCAAUACACCGGAAGUUUUUAGCGCUUCCAUAGCAAGAUAUAAGUCGGAACUUGGCAAAAGUGGAGGGUGAAUGUCCCAUAACAAGAAGAUAGUGAAAAAGAAGAAGCUUAUCCCCUAUGGUUUCAGCACUGACUACACUGGCGGACUUAUGCAGAUCCAAAUACACAUCAGCAAGUACCAGAAGGAAAUCAUUUUAUGCAUAAUAUUGUGACACAAAACGCCAGAUAAUAUGUGCCAUUUUGCGGUCCUUAUACACACACCAUAAUAAUACCACAUGUUGAACCACAAUACGUCUGACGACGGUUGCCGUAGUGCUGCGACAAUCCAUCAAGCGGUGCGGCUUCAUACCUUACCAAAGUCGUACUCAAACAUUUUGACAGAUUUUUGAGCGUCGUGUGUACUGUUCUAUAUUCUCAACUUAAAGUGUCGGUGUUGUUUACUGGCGUCAUAUUGCAGUCUACACUUCUCUCUUAUGUGUGACUGCCAUCUAUAGGUCACACUUAUCAUUACACCACGUACCAAAUAAACUAGCUUUGAGGUCGGCAAGCACAACCAGAUUUAUUCCGUACAUUCGGCACACCAGGUUAUAAGGCGCACUGUCGAUUUUUGAGAAAAAGAAAGGAUUUUAAGUGCGCCCUUAAAAUAAUUUUUCAAAACACACCCAUGUUGGACGGAAAUUACGACUUAUAAAUGUUAAUGUAUAUUAUUCAAAUGUUGUCAGUGGGUGGAACAUGUUCCCCUGUGGUCCCCAGCUUGAUGCUGGAUGACCUAAUUCGCAAUGACUUUAAAAUACAACAAAUUAUAAGAGGAAAACUGUACUAAUGCAUCUCCUUGAAAAAGGCCCAUCCAUUAGAAUAAUACAUGCUGUUUACCUGCCAAUGCAAGUAUUUAUGGCCUUAAAAGAGAAACCUGGGUGUAAUUGGGUUCUUACAAAGGGAAGGAAUAUCAUGUUAUAAUCAACAAGGUGAACAGGGUUGGAAUCUAACGGUUGAGAGGAAACAGAAGCAACUUGCAUCUUGCCGUGAAGAAACUGAGAGCAGUGAUUUUUUUCCCCCAACCACUGUCAGCUUAAAGUGCAAUCAGAGUCAAGGCAAGGAGGGACGCUCGCUGCCGGAUUAGCUCUUAUCUAUUCGGUUGCUCCUCCACCGCCAGAAUAUCCUCACAAAAUAAACACAGCUGUUACUCUCGCUAUCUGUGAUUUGUGUCUGACACAUCAAUGUUGUAUAUACAGGACCUUUUUUUAUACAUUUGUCAACAUGAAUCACUUGUGAUUUUUCUCUCUCACUCUUUCAAGUGAGACCAACACGUUGGCGAGGAAGGUUUUACCGCUAAAAAGCCAUGGUGAAGAGAACUCCAUUGAUUUUGAGCGCGCUCACGCAGCCGUGCUUGUGUCGCCGGGUCACUCGAGCCUCUUCAGAGCAAUGAGUAAAGACCUUUCAAACUCACCUGUACAGUCCAGCAUUAACACACACACACACACACACACACACACACACACACACACACACACACACACACACACACUCCUCUUGGCCUUAUUGUACACAUAUGCGGGUUCUGGUCCAGCGUUUCAAACUGAUUGCAAAGCUCAAAGGGCCCUCUUACAUGUAGUGGGACUGCCAGAGGACAAAGGGACGUUCUUUGACACAUUUAGGGUCCCUGAGCAGACAUCCGGAUAAAAAAAAAUCUGGGAUAACGCUGCAGCAGGCCACACACGUACACACAAUGACUUUUUUUUGUUUGUUUAAAUGGCGCUGUUAUGGUGUUGCAUGAUGACAAAUUGCAACAACUGUUUUUGUGCCGUCUGAAGUUAUUGAAGAGAUUGCAAAUAUCUAACAACGCUUUUUCUCCGGCGUACUGUAGACAAUUUGUAACCAUGGACACGCCUGACAUGAUUGCAGGAUAUGGCCGCCACUACAAGAAAGACCGGUGGUUCUUUAGAGAUUUCCUCGCCCAAGUCCAAGUGUACAUACUGUAGUCUUUGCUCGCUAAACAGACCAAGUUCAAUGUACGACUUGAGCUUUUUGCAUGUCUUUUUUUUUUUUUACGAUGGCCAGAUGAGUUCUAUUACAGUAACCAUUCAACAUGUGACGUGUGGCAACCCGCAUGACCGAGGUUGCACUACAAAUACAAUUCUGGCAUACCAUAUCCACAUAGUUGAAAUGAAAAAAUAUAAUGUUAGUUAUGAUAUUAAUUGCACAGGUAUCUAAAGUCUAAGAAGAAAUAGUUUUUUUUGUAAAUUGUCGACAGCACAAGCAUUUUGUAUUGGUGUUUGUACCCAUUUUGUAUUAAACGAAAAAAAAUAAUUAAAAAGAAAUAUUAUGUUGUUUCAAGCCUGUGUUUAUAAUGCCACUGCAACCUUGGUUUCCAAACAGUACCUGUGCAGCCCUGCAGAUCAACAUUGUAAAUGAGAUGCCAAGCUGGAGAAUCCUUUUCAGGACCGUGUGUUAUAAAUAAAGAAUUCCCCUCCUUAUAAGAA